Messenger RNA from Hymenoscyphus albidus, 474 nucleotides. The record is from the annotation of a GenBank genome assembly. NCBI's taxonomy places the organism in Eukaryota, Fungi, Ascomycota, Leotiomycetes, Helotiales, Helotiaceae.
AUGCAAUACCUCAACAUCAUCGCCGCAAUGGCAACCAUCGCCUCCAUCGCAUCAGCAAACUCCAUCAUCUUCGUUUCCCGCUACACCACAGAUAGAACAGUAUGCUGGUACUCCGCACCAGGAAGUGCCAUCAUCCCACAAAUCGCCGUUCCACGCAAAGGAACCGUCUACGUACCCAUUCCAGAAGGAUGGGAAGGAGCCUGGCAAACCUCCAAGUCCGCGACCGACUGUGGACCAGUCGAUAUCCGCGGAGAGGUCAAAUUCAACGGCUUUGAAGAUAAGAGCUGGUACGACGUCUCUGCCAUUGACAACCUUACCAAUAACGAGGGUGUUUACUGGUUGUAUCCUCAAAGCGGAAAUGGUGUCCAUUCUGGAUGCGAGAAAUUCCCAUGCGAUACCAGCUAUAACAGACCUGAUGAUAAACAAACGCAGGUUACUGAUGAGAAGGACUUGAUUUGCGAGAUUGGAGGUUGA